Dictyostelium discoideum AX4 is the source of this 441-nucleotide messenger RNA. RefSeq names its product glycine cleavage system H-protein (gene gcvH1). Gene Ontology annotation, biological process: glycine decarboxylation via glycine cleavage system. Gene Ontology annotation, cellular component: mitochondrion; glycine cleavage complex. The coding region runs from base 1 to 441 and encodes 146 amino acids. NCBI's taxonomy places the organism in Eukaryota, Evosea, Eumycetozoa, Dictyosteliales, Dictyosteliaceae. The transcript is spliced from 3 exons. The record is from RefSeq and is a predicted model, not a curated record.
AUGUUAAAAACCUUAAGAUUUGGAACAAGAGCAUUCGGCCAAAAUUUAAAUAUUGCCAAAAGAAACUUUUGUACUAGAUACACAAACGAUCAUGAAUGGGUCACUUCUCUUGGUUCUCAAAAUUAUAGAUUGGGUAUUACCGAUUUUGCCCAAAAACAAUUAGGUGAUAUUGUCUUUGUUGAAAUACCACAAAUUGGAGCAACAUUAUCUCAAGGUCAACCAAUAACAGUAGUUGAAUCAGUUAAAGCAGCUAGCGAUAUCUAUAUUCCAAUGGAUGGUUCAAUUACUACUGUAAACCAAGAAUUAGAAAGUUCACCAGAGUUAGUAAAUGAAGAACCAAUGGGCGAUGGUUGGAUUGUUGAGUAUAAAUCAAGCAAAACUGAUCAAUUCCAAAGUUUAAUGAAUAAAGCCCAAUAUGAUGAAUAUAUUAAAGAACAUUAG